AUGGUAUGCCGAUGUUUGGCUCUGUCUUCUCAUUACUUCAAUGCUGCUAUGAACGUGCUUUGUCACUUUCACUUUAGUUGUUGGUGCUGUGAGGAGCGGAUACUCUGUGUAACGCUGCCUUUCAUUUUCAUUCCCUGUACAAUUAAACUCUCUUUCUACUUUUUCUUCCUUUUAUCUGCCCGUUCCUCUAUUCGUGUGUGGGUACGGUUUCCUGUCACGAAUAUUGUUUGCUUCUGCUCAUCCCAAUACCUGCCGCUCCUUCACUUCUUCCCCUUCCCAGUUAAAGUAGUGUUGAUUAAACAUUAUUUCACGUGCACUGGAUGUUAUUGA
Molecule: messenger RNA, 330 nt
Organism: Trypanosoma brucei brucei TREU927
Lineage: Eukaryota; Euglenozoa; Kinetoplastea; Trypanosomatida; Trypanosomatidae
Exons: 1
Coding region: 1-330 (109 amino acids)
Source: RefSeq, a predicted model, not a curated record